CAGGUUUAACUAAAUCUGCAGCCAUUGUCGAGAUGUCUCGUUCGAAUGCCCUCUGCCUCGCGAGAAACUCUGCGGUGUGAUUAUGCAGGAAUUUAUUAUCGCCCUCGCCGAGAAGAAACUCACGCACUUUUAUCAAACUUCCCCUAUUUGAAACUCUGGUUUUGGCAAGAAUAUCUGGCCUACAACAAUUGGAUUUAUCCACAAACACGCGUCAAGUGUGACGAUUGGGAUUUUUCUACUUGUUCUGCUUCUUACUGAGAUUUCCAAUAUAUAGUGAAAUUACGUGGAAAGUGUCGCAAACAUGUGCUUUUCACAGAGCGACGAUCUAUAACUGACUGACUGCGAGUUUUGAAUGUCAAAAGAGUCAAUGGCGGGCUCUGCACCAACACACCCGCACUUCCCCUACACGGCCGCCGCGGAAUGUUCGCCUGUGUGCGCCGUAUCAGCGCUUCUCUGCACUCUUUCCGCACAACUCCUAGCACUGUCGCCUGUUUAUCAGCACGAUUAGGCACUGGAAUAGUUGUCACUUCCUCACUAUCCCGCAAAUGUGUGGAUUUUCACGGCAGCACGUUUGUGAACACGUUUGCGCACACACACGCAAUUGUUGUUUACUAUCUUCGAAAGUUCGGACGAAAGAGCGAAAUGCCAUUUUUUGCAGUGUACUUUUUGACAGUGCAACACAACCUCAAUUGAUUGCUUAUCGUGGGAAUUGUUUUGCCUCUUUUCUGUGGAGUUUUUUCUCACUGAUUCACCAUGGCGGUGGGCAUCUUUAAGGGCAUGGAUCGGUAUCAACUGCACAUGGCUCUGAUGGCGGAAAUAGAGGAGCAGAAGAAGAUAGCGCGAAGAGGGAAGACAGACAUUGACGUGAUCCGGGAGAAUCAUCAGUUCCUGUGGGAUGACAGCGAGCAGAAUCUCUCGUGGGAGCGCCAGCUGGCCAAGAGCUACUACAGCAAGCUCUUCCGCGAGUACUGCAUCUGCGACCUGAGUCAGUACAAGAGGAAUCAGGUGGGUUUGCGAUGGCGCACGGAGAACGAGAUUGUGCUGGGCAGAGGGCAGUUUCUGUGCGGCAACAAGCACUGCCAGGAGAGGGAGAGACUGGCCAGCUGGGAGGUGAACUUCAACUACGUGGAGCAUGGGCAGAGGAAGUCGGCACUGGUGAAGGUCAGACUGUGUCCGGAUUGCUCUCGGAAGCUCAACUAUCACACGAAGAAGCGACUGGCGAAGAGGAGAUCCAAGUCCAUCGGGGGAGUGACGAAGAGACGGCCGUCCGCGGAAGUUCCCACCACAUCUACAGCUGCUGAGGCGGCUCCGGAGAGUGCAGCGGCAGCAGAUCCCGAGCCGGAGAGCCAAAACAUCUGGGCAGCCAAAGACGCUCCGGUGGAGGACAAGAGCCGCGAGGAGGAGUUCAACGACUACCUGGAGGAUCUGCUGCUGUAAUCACUCGAGCGUGUAGGAGGCGCUGCCGAAGUUGAGCUGGUUCAU
Messenger RNA from Phlebotomus argentipes, 1482 nucleotides. Its product is annotated as protein FRA10AC1 homolog. Gene Ontology annotation, molecular function: phosphatase activity. The record is from RefSeq and is a predicted model, not a curated record. Bases 754 to 1437 code for a protein of 227 amino acids. Gene Ontology annotation, biological process: dephosphorylation. Lineage: Eukaryota; Metazoa; Arthropoda; Insecta; Diptera; Psychodidae. The transcript has 2 exons.